Messenger RNA from Dermatophagoides farinae (American house dust mite), 1000 nucleotides. Lineage: Eukaryota; Metazoa; Arthropoda; Arachnida; Sarcoptiformes; Pyroglyphidae. The record is from RefSeq and is a predicted model, not a curated record.
UCAUCAUCACCAUCAUCAUCAUCAUCAAAAUAAUUCCAACUCACAACAUAAUCAUAAUCAUCGUUCAUCGAAUCAUCGAAUAAUGACGAAUUCGUUGAUUAGUACGAACAAUAGCAACAAUCAUAACAAUACGGUAGUGGCCGCCAAUAAUAAUAAUAUUGGUUCGACGACGACAAAUAAUUGCCAAUUAUUGAUGCCGAUGGGAUCCAAUUGUGCUGCAUGCCAUAAACCAAUACGUGAACGUUUCCUUCUCAAAGCACUCGAUCAAUUAUGGCAUGAAGAUUGUCUCAAAUGUUCCUGUUGUGAUUGUCGUCUUGGUGAAGUUGGUUCAACAUUAUUCACAAAAGCUAAUCUAAUAUUGUGCAAACGUGAUUACCUGAGAUUAUUUGGAGCGACAGGAAUGUGUUCAGCAUGUAACAAAAUUAUACCAGCAUUCGAAAUGGUCAUGAGAGUCCAUGGUGAUCGAGUUUAUCAUCUUGAAUGUUUUCAAUGUAGCCAAUGCAAUCAUCGAUUCUGUAUUGGAGAUCGUUUUCAUCUUUAUGAUAAUCGUAUACUUUGUGAAUAUGAUUUCGAAGAAAUGCUAGUGUUUGGUGGCGGUAAUAAUGGCAAUGCAACGGCCACUAGCAAUAGCAAUAAAAUAUCCAUAAAUAAUAAUCAUAUAGAUAAAUUGGUUAAACAAACGGAAUCAACAUUGGCAUCAUUUUCAUCAUCAUCAUCGUCAACCGCAGGUUCAGUAGUAUCAACUUCGGGUCCAGUAGCUAUUGCCGGAACAUCGACAACACAAUCAAAUCAAACAGCACAAGUAGCAGCUCAACAAGCGAUUAAUCCAUCUUCAAAUCAUGCUGAUGAUGGUUCCAGUGGUUAUGGAAGUCCUGAUUCUUUACUCAGUGAUGGAAGAUGAAUGGAUGAAUUUUUCUUUUGAUAAUAAAAACCCAAAUUGAAAUUAUCCAUAGAUCUUUUAUCUGUUGAAUGUUAUGAAAAAAAAAUAUCCUGCAAUUGA